AUGCAACUCAUCAAAUCCGUUCUUCUUAAACCUUUCCACAAUUUUAUCCAUAAAGAUUUUCAUGAAGUUGUAGCAAGAAUGAAACUUAUGGAUAGAUUUAUUUUUCUCGAUAUUCACUUCAUCGACAAGUUAGGUAUAUGGCACAGGUUACCUGUGUUCUUAGGUCUGACAUACCUGGCCCUGCGUCGGCAUCUUCACCAAGAGUACAACUUGUUCAACGUCGGAAAAUCACCGGUCGGAGUACGAUAUAAUCCGGCCGAUUAUCCUUUCAGAACAGCUGAUGGAAAAUUCAAUGAUCCCUUCAAUGAAGGUGCAGGCAGUGAGGAUUCAUUCUUCGGCCGGAAUGUCCUUCCUGUUGAUCAAAAAAAGAAGCUAAUGAAACCGGACCCCAUAGUGGUGGCUACAAAGCUGCUGGCACGUAAAGAAUACAUUGAUACAGGAAAGCAGUUCAAUGUAAUUGCAGCUUCUUGGAUACAAUUUAUGAUUCAUGACUGGAUUGAUCACUUAGAAAACACUGAUCAACAGGUAGAACUGGUUGCACCCAAACAAGUGGCAAGUCAAUGUCCUCUCAAAUCAUUCAAGUUCUACAAGUCGAAGGAGGUCUCGACUGAGCACGGCUAUUAUGGUAUCGACACCGGCUAUUUGAACCGUCGAACACCUUGGUGGGAUGGGAGUUCUAUAUAUGGUAGCGAUGCAGAAACUUUACAGAAAGUAAGGACUUUCAAGGAUGGAAAGCUCAAGAUUUCAAAAAAUGGCCUUCUUCCUCACCAAGAUGGCCAAGUUAUUUCUGGUGAUGUUCGUAAUAUAUGGGCUGGCCUCUCCACAUUGCAAGCCCUGUUUGUCCAGGAACACAAUGCCGUCUGUGAUGCCUUGGAGAAGGAAUACCCUGGUUUGAAGGACGAGGAACUAUAUCGGCAUGCAAGGCUGGUGACUUCAGCUGUGAUUGCAAAAGUCCACACAAUUGAUUGGACUGUUGAGCUUCUAAAGACUGACAUGUUACGUGCUGGAAUGCGUGGAAAUUGGUAUGGAUUGCUGGGGAAAAAGUUUAAAGAUACAUUUGGACAUGUUGGAGGGGCCAUACUGGGCGGCCUUGUGGGAUUAAAGAAACCUAACAAUCAUGGCGUCCCCUAUUCGUUGACUGAGGAAUUUGUGAGUGUUUAUAGAAUGCACGGCCUCUUACCAGAUACUCUUCUUCUUAGGAAUGUCGAUGCCGCACCAGGACCAAACAAAUCUCCUCCUUUGGCUAAAGAAGUGGAUAUGCGUGAGCUGAUUGGUAACAAAGGAGAAGAGGCCUUGCAAAAUAUUGGCUUUACCAGGCAAAUGGUGUCAAUGGGACACCAAGCAUGCGGUGCCCUGGAGCUUUGGAAUUAUCCUAACUGGUUUAGAGAUCUGAUUCCCCAAGAUGUAGACGGUAGAGAUCGGCCUGACCCUGUCGACUUACCAGCUCUCGAAAUUUACAGGGACAGAGAAAGGAGUGUUGCCAGAUACAAUGAUUUUAGGAGGUCCCUCCUAUUGAUUCCCAUUUCCAAAUGGGAAGAUCUUACAGAUGAUAACGAAGCUGUCCAGACCCUUCGAGAAGUCUAUGGUGACGAUGUGGAGGAGCUCGACCUUCUCGUGGGUCUCGUGGCCGAAAAAAAGAUCAAGGGAUUUGCUAUUAGCGAGACGGCCUUUAUAAUUUUCCUCCUCAUGGCAUCAAGGAGGUUAGAGGCAGACAGAUUUUUCACGAGUGAUUUUAAUGAAGAGGCGUACACAAAGAAAGGGCUGGAAUGGGUAAACACAACUGAAAGCCUGAAGGACGUGUUAGAUCGGCAUUACCCUGAGAUGACGAAGAAAUGGAUGAACUCAAGCAGUGCAUUUUCAGUAUGGGAUUCUGCACCAGAACCACACAAUCCCAUUCCCCUCUAUCUUCGAGUUCCUCAUUGA
Messenger RNA from Fraxinus pennsylvanica, 1923 nucleotides. The record is from the annotation of a GenBank genome assembly. NCBI's taxonomy places the organism in Eukaryota, Viridiplantae, Streptophyta, Magnoliopsida, Lamiales, Oleaceae.